UUAACAAUUUAGGAGAAGCUCAAGGAUAUGUGAGAAAGGCGCUACCUUGGCAGCCAUUUCCAGGGGAAUCUAUUCACAUAGUUCUUGUCUAUCUAGUUUCUUUUUACCUUUCACAUAAGAGGCCUGGGACAGAUGGUAGCAGACUGGGACGUAUGAGGCGAGGAGUAGCAUAAGAGUCAAGGUGUGGAUUUAAACAAACCAGUUCCUCAAGAUCAUGGCAUAUUGCGGUGGAACCGAAAGAGCUGAUCGCGAAACACAGCUAGUUGACUUGUCCUUAUGUGAACGGGAGUCAAAAAGCCUUGAGAACUUCGAACUAAGCAGUAGCUUCUUCCUCGACACGGACAUGGCACAGGAGAAAAUGGAACUAGGUUUGGAGCUGCUUCCAAGUUCCACCACCACAGACUGCAACAUCCUGAGACGAUCCAACAGCGCCCCUUUGAUCAAUGGACUUAGCACUCCCAUCCUUUUAUUUGUCGAGGUUCUGCAGGAAUCUCCCUUGUUCCUGAUGUCCAGAGAUCCCACCCUCAGCCUGGGCGGGAGUGGGACGGGCUGACCUGAGGGAGAGCAAACACCCACCCUGAGGUUGACACACAUCUGAACUUGAACGCCUGAACGUCCUCUCCUGACAGUCCACCAGGACCUGAAAGCAGCAACCAGUUGGUGUGGAGCACAACCUUUUUCUAACUUUACUCCAUCUCUUACCCAUUCCUUUGAAGAAACUGAGCAUCCUCCCCCUCUUGCCUCCAGAUCUUCUGCCGUGACUUUAAUUUUUGUCUAUUCUCUCAACUCUUUUGUCACCUCUGACCUUUACCUCCAGCACACUCAAGACAUACGUGGUUGUCAAGCAAAUAAGUUUGAGCUGGUUUUACACCUAGUUUUUAUUUAAGCAGAAAGUUUAGGUACCACUGAAGCUUGAUCUCCUAAAUUAUACAUUCUCAGUGGGUGAUAUUUUCCCCAAGGUGGAGGGAGGAGAAAAUUGGUUCUUGGGGGAGGUGUGAAAAAUGUUUAACUCUUUUUAUGUAUAAAGCACAGAUAUACAUACGGUACACAUAAACAGAUAUACAUUAUAUCUGUGGUGUUAAAAUUUUGUGAAGGGGCAGCAAUUAGGAGGAAAAUGUCUAAAAAAGGCUCCAUAGAGAACCAAUAACAGAAAAAGGAUUUAGAAACAUUGCACUAAAAUACUAACUGUAUUUCCUGCACCUAUCUGAAAGUCUGGCAUUACUAAAUCUUAUUAUUUCUUUUUUAAAUGUAUUUUAAGUUAUGAGUACAUAAUAGUUGCAUAUCUUUAUAGGGUACAUGUGAUGUGUUGAUACAGGCAUACAAUGUGAAUUAAAUCAGGGUAAUUCGGGUAUCCAAGGCCUUAUUAUAUCUUAAGUUAGAAUUUUAAUAGGAGAUCUUAGAUCUAUAUCAUAAGGUUUUCUAGAUAUUGUAAAAAUGUCUGAAAAAUUCAUUCACUAUAUAUGUUAACUUUGCUCCUCACCUUUUGUGGCAUCAUGUAAUUCACAUCAUAGAAUGUUAGAAAGGAAGCCAGAGACCAGAUCUACCUUCCUUGUUUAACAUAUGAGGAAACUGAGGCCCAUAAAUCUUCAAAAUGACAUGAUUAGUGGCAGAGCCAGCACUAGGACCCUGUGUCUCUUGAUUAUCCUAAACUAAUAUUCUGUCCACCCCUAAUCAAUAUCUAAGCUGCUAAAUUCUUAAACAAAUGCAGCCUUUGGAUCAUUUGAGAUAGGAGAGAAUAUAUUGUCACAAAGUGAAAAGCAAAUUAACCAAAAAAAAAAAAAUACAUUACCUUUUCAAACUAGGCAGGUAGAAAGAUAAAGGUGGGGGACCCUGCAUGCUGUGCUGAGAAAAAGAACAUUUUAUAAACUCGGGAUUUUGCUGUAAUCCUCUUGUGAGAAUAAAGGAACUGUUAUGGGACCUACUCUUUUGGUAGAAGAGAGAGGUGAGGAGAAUGUUGGUUUUAUUGGAAGGCAUUAUAAAAAGAAGAAACAGGUUGAAAAUACAAGGGGAUGGACCAGGCCCCCUUCCUUAAUCCCCCAAGUCCUAGAAGCAAAGAGAUCUCAGUUAUCCCUUCAUACCUUGCUUUAUUCUGCAAAAGAUUUGAGGUUUUGUUUUUGUUUUGUUUUGUUCUUAAUCAUAUUAGAACAUAGUUAUAGUGUUGAAUUCCACAGCUUAAGAUCCUGAUACAUGAAGUAAAAUUUGUACAGAAAGGUGUUACUAACAUAUUUAUCUAGUAGGAGUUAAAGAUAUAGAAACUAUAAAGUGGACCAAGUCUGGGGACUCUAGUCCAUCAAAAAGAAGUAACAUAGGAGUGAUAUUUGACAUGCCUGAGGUCAGGGAACUUGCCCAAAUGAUCCAAGGGCAUAUUUUGUGCUGUCAUAGCGAGUUUAGGAUGUAGUUAGAGAAGUUAUUCUCAAGCAAGACAAAUUUAGAGUAGAAUUACACUGAGCCUUAGUCGAAUUCAUUUUCACCUGCGCAUAUAUACAUAGCUCAUUUUUCUCGCUUUUACUUCCUUGGGCCUAAAAUACUUCUUGUCCUGCCUCUUUCUAAACUAUACCUUGCAGCAAAGCAUUCUAUUGACAGCUUGCUAAAUAUUGUUGCACCUCUUUCAAGUAAUUUUCUAAUUUUACUUGAUGUUUCUUGUAUAUAAAGAUCCCCCUCUUGCACCAGCAUUUGCAGAAUUAAAUUCCUUAAACUUAUUCCUUAAAUGUUAACUCUUGAAUACAAUAUUAUUGUUUUAAAGAAGUUCCUGAACUGUUUUGUAUAGAUCUUGUAUAAAUAAAAGUACCAAUGUCAAAACAUUUUGAACUUCUUGGUUCUUUAUCCCCUUUA
Microcebus murinus (gray mouse lemur) is the source of this 2832-nucleotide messenger RNA. NCBI's taxonomy places the organism in Eukaryota, Metazoa, Chordata, Mammalia, Primates, Cheirogaleidae. The record is from RefSeq and is a predicted model, not a curated record.